UAACUUCAGACCGGGUCUGCGAAUCGAACUGCACUCAGCGAAAAACAAAACGAAACUGACGACCCGACCCCCCAAUCCGCGGGAGCAGAGCUUCGCACAGUGGGGGCCGUAAAAAUAGCGGAGUGUGGAGCGAGUGUGUCGAGUAUGUGGAAUGGCAUGCAAUUGAGGAGCAGCUGUUGAUUUCGAAAAAGGCAAGGGCUUUACCAGAACGAUAGACUGAGGAAACAGCUGUCGGUUUUCUGGCCGCUGGCGAAAGGUGAACAGAGUUCAUUGGGGUCGUCGCUAUUACGCCACCAACACUGAAGUGCCUGUGUGCGUGAGAGAUCUCUAGACGCUGCGUUGCCAAAAAAACCAAACGAACGAGAAAGAAACGGAAAGCGGGAAGCUGUACACACACCGCUCGGCAUAAUCAAUUAAGAUGUCUGAGAAUAAGAACCUGCCCCUUCUACCUCUAGUCCUAUGCGUUGUGGCCUUUGUCGCUGCUGUGGGACCAAUGCCUGCCUUUGGAGCAGUGGCCACUCACAAGCACGAGAAGCAUCUGAGCAAGGAGCGGGUGAAGGAUGGCAUUUACGCUCCACGGGAUGCACAUCAUCACGGCGAGGAUGGGGAGCACAACGUGGAGUUCGACCAUGAGGCCAUCAUCGGAAACACGAAAGAGGCACAGGAAUUCGAUACACUAACACCGGAGGAAUCAAAGCGACGACUCCUAAUCCUCAUUAAGAUGAUGGAUCUCAACAAGGACGAGUUUAUUGAUCGGCACGAGUUGAAAGCUUGGAUAUUAAGGUCUUUUAAAAAACUAUCCGAGGAAGAGGCUGCUGAUCGCUUCGAGGAAAUCGACCAAGACGGCGAUGAGAGAGUCACAUGGAAGGAGUAUCUGCAGGACACGUAUGCCAUGGAGGACGAGGACUUUAAAAAGGAGACCAUCGAAUUUGAGACCUACGAAGAUGAACAGAAAAUGAUCAAGCAGGACAAGGAAAUGUUCAAGGCAGCCGACACAAACAACGACGGUGUACUAUCCCUGGAGGAAUUCAAUGCCUUUAACAAUCCCGAAGACCAUCCGGCAAUGUUGCCCAUCCUGUUGGAACAUACAAUGCAGGACAAGGAUCAGGAUCAUGAUGGAAAGAUCAAUUUCCAGGAGUUUGUGGGCGAUGCGGCUGCCCAUCAUGACAAGGAAUGGUUGAUUACCGAAAAGGAGCGGUUCGACAAGGACCACGAUGUUAACGGAGAUGGUGUUCUCACGGGUGAAGAGGUUCUAUCCUGGAUAGUACCGAGCAAUGCUGCCAUCGCCACGGAUGAGGUUGACCACCUAUUUGUUUCCACCGAUGAGGAUCACGACGAUAGACUUUCGUACCUAGAGAUCUUAAACAAUUACGAUACCUUUGUGGGUAGCGAGGCGACCGAUUACGGAGAUCACCUACAAAACAUCAACCAUCUCUCCGAUGAGCUGUAAAGUCGGCCGGUAAAGCAUGCCGGUCUCAUGCUGUGGCGAUUCUGUGCUUAGUAUUCUCUUUCAUUUAAAUAGUUAGUAAAUUUAUAUUUAUUUAUGUAAAUUCAAGUGACAAUUGCAAAUCAAUAUCGCUAAAUUGUUUUGAGCGCUUCUUAAUAAUUUCAUAUCCAUGUCUCUUAGUUAUUGUUUUUCUUUCCAUGUACCAAUUACAUACAUUAUGCGUAGUUUAAAUAGACACCAAAAAAGAAUCUACAAUAAUCAUAAUAAUGUAAUAAAUCAUUUUUACUAAAUUAUUUCGGGUGUAAGUACAUUAAAGGGUAGAUUUAUUUAA
Messenger RNA from Drosophila ananassae, 1778 nucleotides. Its product is annotated as reticulocalbin-2. The record is from RefSeq and is a predicted model, not a curated record. NCBI's taxonomy places the organism in Eukaryota, Metazoa, Arthropoda, Insecta, Diptera, Drosophilidae. Gene Ontology annotation, cellular component: endoplasmic reticulum. The transcript is spliced from 5 exons. The coding region runs from base 419 to 1450 and encodes 343 amino acids. Gene Ontology annotation, molecular function: calcium ion binding.